This is a messenger RNA of Oncorhynchus tshawytscha (Chinook salmon), 2039 nucleotides long. RefSeq names its product 52 kDa repressor of the inhibitor of the protein kinase-like. The record is from RefSeq and is a predicted model, not a curated record. Bases 775 to 1140 code for a protein of 121 amino acids. The transcript has a single exon. Lineage: Eukaryota; Metazoa; Chordata; Actinopteri; Salmoniformes; Salmonidae.
GAAUGAGGUGAGUGCCAUAUCCCCAUAUUCUUAUGUUUUUUUUUUUAACCAGGCCAACUGCUUGCGGGAGAAGUUUGUGGGAUUCCUUCCUUUUGAGGGAGAUGAGGAGACCCUGAUGGAGAGGCUGCUGACUGAGGGGAGAAAAAAAUGGGGCUUGAAUAUGGACUACUGCAGAGGGCAGGCCCACUUAAGCUCCUGUGUGCAUUCUUGCAAAAUGAAAGCCAUUGCAACCAAACUCACAGCAGUGCACACACCAAGUUCCACCUGUGCCUUGAAUGUCUCACUGGCAAGUGGAGUGGCUUUGACAGGCAUUCAGAUUGUCAUGUCUACUUUCAAGAAUAUUGAUUAUUUUUUCAACAAGUCACCUUCACUGCAAUUGGAGUUGGAGAAUGCCAUCUCCAUUUUCUAUCAGGGCAAUGAAGAGAAGGCCAGUGAUCUGAAAGAGGCCUGCCAUACCAAAUGGACAAUGAGGCAUGAUACAUUUGAGGUGACAGUCGACGUCGUGGAAUCUCUACUGCUCUGCGUAGAUAGUGUUCAUGACGAUGAAGAUCUGAGGUGGAAUGACCAAGACACACAUGAUGCCUUGGAGAUAUCAUAGGCUCUGGCUGAUUUUGAGUUUGUUGCAGCGUUGGUUGUGCUGAAAAACACCGUCAUUCACAAGAGCCUUCGGCAAGAACUUGCAAGGGCCAACGAUAGAUGUCUACUUUGCUGCAAGCAGCUUGACCGCUGUGUUGCACUUGCUGAACGAGGUCUUGGAUAACAUUGAGGUGUACCAUGAUUUCUGGUUCGAAGAGGCUGUUAACCUACUUGAGAAAGCACCGCCCAGAAGCUGGAACAGAAAUCCAGCCCGAGAGCUACUUCAAAGAGCACCUGACUGCCCCAGUGGUGAGCCAGGUCAUCAAAGAACUGAACAACCUCUUCUCUGAGAACCACCUUAACGCCCUGAGAUAUUUGACGCUCGUCCCUGUUGUCAUGGGACAGCUGAAAUUCAACAUGUCUGAAGAUAACAACGUGGAUAUGUACAGGAACAACCUUCCCAACGCAGACACUCCCCCUGCUGAGCUUCACUGCUGGAAGGUGAAGUGGAAGCAUAGGGGCAAGGUGACCCUGCCCUUCACCGUCCAUGAGACGCUGAAGUGAAGUUCUUCCCCAAUGUGCUUGCAUUCUUGAGGGUGCUCAGCAACCUGCCAGUCCUGGGCCUUGAGGAUGUCGACGGCAAUGCUUCUCGUAAACGUUUUCAGAUGUACCUACAGAACACACCUGACAAACACAGAUUCCAAGAGUCUGGCAUUUCUAAACAUACAUUAUAAUGCCAGACAUGACCUGGACUUUAUGGUUGAUAGUUACGUUACGAUGUACCCUCACAAUGAAAGUUAAAUCCAAUUAAUUUCAUGACCCUAAUGAGCAAGAAUGCCAGCCUGUUGACUUGUUCUUGUAUAAAUUGUAGUCUGUCUUCAGCAUUUGUGACGAGCUGACCUCUUACUUAUUGGAUGUUUGACAUGUUGACUUGAAACCACUUAUUUUGGCUGUAUAAAGUUGAUCAAUGACCAUUGCAAGUUUGAGGGAAUCAUUAGAUUUAGUAUGCACCAAAACACUUUCAACUAAAGUUUUUUGUUAUUUGAAUUUAUGUAUAGGUCAUUUUUUAAAUGUUUAUGCAUCUGGUUAUGUAAAUUACAGAACUGAAAAUGUAUUCUUAUUACAUAAGUCUUCUGGAAGUACUUUCUUCUAAGACCAAUGUGCUUGAAAUACAGUUACAUUUUUGUCAUUUAGCAGAUGAUCUUAUCCAAUGCGACUUACAGGAGCAAUUAGGGUUAAGUGCCUUGCUCAAGGGCACAUCUUCAGAUUUUUUUGGGGCGAUUCGAAACCAGUGACCUUUCGGUUACUGGCAGAACGCCCUUAACUGUUAGGCUACCUGCUUUGAUCUAAGACUGUGUUCUUUCUUGUAAGAAUGAUUACAAAUAAAUAUCAACGUUUUUGAUUCAGUCUAAUAAGAAUUGCUAUUAUUGUCAUACAUUUAUUUACACCAUUUUAUUGUGUGA